AAGACACCAAAAUGACAUAACACACGUAAAUAAUUACAGAACAUACGAAAACAGAAAAAAAAAAACAAGAAACCAAAAGCUAGAGAGACUCCAUAACCUUCUCUCUACUUUCACGGGGAGAAACCGAAAAAAAAAAAAAAUCACUGUGGAAAUCAACGAAACAAAGAAUCGAAACUGAUGAAAGUUAGAUUACCAAAAACACGUUUCCCCAGAACACAAACAACUAAGCAAUCUCUAAGAGGGAGAAGGGAGAAGUGGUUUCCGGUUAAAGAUCCCUAAUUUUCCGGUUAACCCAUCGAAUCCAAAAAAAAAAAACCUCGAAAGUGUUCAUCUUUGGCGGAGAGAACCCCAAUUCUCAAUUCUCAACGAUGCAGCCUAAUCUCUUCACAACGAUGCGAAGCUUAAAGCUCAUCGAAGGAUGCAAAGUCUACGCUCUCAACAACAACCCUCCUCCUCCUCCUCCCCCGCCAACUCGCGUCCGCGAAAAGCUCUUACAGCAUCUCCAAGACCACCUCCGCGUCAGCUCAACCCGAUCCAUAACUCACCGAAACGCCGCCGUUUCGUUAGACUCUCUCCUUCCUCACGGCCUCCCCGUCUCCGAUCUCCUCGAGCCUCAGAUCGAUCCUUCCCUAAAGCUCGUCGAUUCGAUAGAGAAGCUCGCCGAAGUCCACCGCCGGAUCGAGAGCUCCUCCCACUCCGUAAAGUCCGAAGCUUUCUUAGAGCAGUCCGUCAUCUUCCGUGGCUUCUCCGAUCCGAAGCUUUUCCGGCGGAGUCUCCGGUCAGCUAGGCAGCACGCCGUCGACGCUCACACCAAAGUGGUCUUAUCCUCUUGGCUCAGGUACGAGAGGAGAGAAGACGAGCUUAUCGGCACCACUCCAAUGGAUUGCUCCGGAAGGAAUCUUGAGUGCCCUAAAGCUACUCUCGUCUCCGGGUACGACCCGGAGUCCGUUUACGACCGUUGCCUCUGUUCGAGAUCAGAGACUAACGCUCCGGAGUGUUCAACGUCUGAGGUGGAGGAGGAUUACGACGUGUCUUUUUGCAUUGGCGAUGAGGAAGUUCGUUGCGUGAGGCGCAAGUUUGCGUCUCUGUCUAGACCCUUUGAGGCGAUGCUGUACGGUGGGUUUAGAGAGACGAGAUGUAACGUUAUCAACUUCACGGGGAACGGGAUCUCCGUGGAAGGGAUGAGAGCUGCGGAGGUUUUCAGUAGGGUUGGUAGAGUUGAGAUCUUCCCUCCUGAAGUUGUCUUGGAGCUUCUCAAAUUGGCUAACCGGUUCUGUUGCGACGAGUUGAAAGCAGCUUGCGAUUCGCAUUUGGCUCGUCUUGUUGAUAGUCUUGACGACGCGUUGUUGUUGGUUGAGUAUGGAUUGGAGGAAGCUGCGUAUCUUCUCGUUGCCGCUUGUCUUCAGGUGUUUCUCAGAGAGUUGCCUCACUCGAUGCGUAACCCUAACGUUGUGAAGAUUUUUUGUAGUGUUGAGGGACGUGAGAGGUUGGGUUUGGUUGGGCAUGGUUCGUUUGUGUUGUAUCUUUUCUUAAGCCAGAUCGCUAUGGAAGAGGAUAUGAAAUCGAACACGACGGUUAUGGUGUUGGAACGUGUGGUCGAAUCCGCGGUCGAGGAUUGGCAGAAACAGCUCGCUUGUCACCAGCUAGGAGCUGUGAUGCUCGAGAGGAAAGAGUAUAAAGACGCGGAGAGAUGGUUUAGCUCCGCGGUGGAGGCUGGUCAUGUGUACUCCCUUGUUGGUGUAGCCAGGUGUAAGUUUAAGCGUGGACAUAGAUACUCUGCUUAUAAGAUCAUGAACUCGCUGAUCUCGGAUUGUUCAGCUACUACUGGAUGGAUGCAUCAGGAGAGGUCCUUGUAUUGCAGCGGUAAAGAGAAGCUGGUUGAUUUGGAGAUAGCCACUGGUUUGGACCCGACUUUGACUUUCCCUUACAAGUUCAGGGCGGUGUCAUUGGCAGAGGAGAGUCAGUUCGGUGCUGCGGUCGCGGAACUUAACAAGAUCAUGGGGUUUAAGGUCUCUCCUGACUGCUUAGAGAUGCGAGCGUGGAUCUCUAUAGCUAUGGAGGACUACGAGGGUGCGUUGAAAGAUAUCAGAGCGGUUUUGACGUUGGAGCCGAACUUCUUGAUGUUUAACAAGAAGAUCCAUGGUGAUCAUAUGGUGGAGCUUCUCCGCCCGCUUGUCCAGCAAUGGAACCAGGCUGAUUGCUGGAUGCAGCUGUAUGAUCGUUGGUCGUCUGUUGAUGAUAUCGGUUCUCUGGCUGUUGUUCAUCAUAUGUUGGCUAAUGAUCCAGGGAAGAGUCUUCUGCGUUUCAGACAGUCUCUUCUUCUCUUAAGGUUAAAUUGUCAGAAGGCGGCAAUGCGUAGCCUUAGGCUAGCUAGAAACCAUUCGAAGUCAGAGCAUGAGAGACUUGUAUAUGAAGGAUGGAUCUUGUAUGACACAGGACACCGUGAGGAAGCACUUGCCAAGGCUGAGGAAUCUAUUUCAAUACAAAGAUCCUUCGAAGCGUAUUUCCUCAAAGCUUAUGCUCUUGCAGACUCUACCCUCGACCCUGAGUCCUCAAAGUAUGUGAUCCAGCUACUCGAAGAAGCGCUUCGUUGUCCAUCGGAUGGUCUUCGUAAGGGGCAAGCUUUGAACAACUUGGGAAGUGUGUAUGUUGACUGUGAUAAGCUGGAUCUUGCAGCUGAUUGCUACACUAACGCGCUAAACAUCAAGCACACAAGAGCUCACCAAGGCUUAGCUCGUGUGUACCAUAUGAAAAACCAGACUAAAGCUGCCUACGAUGAGAUGACAAAGCUGAUAGAGAAAGCUCGGAACAAUGCAUCUGCCUUUGAGAAACGCUCAGAGUAUUGUGAACGAGAGAUGGCACAGAGCGACCUAGGGAUGGCCACACUCCUAGAUCCUCUUAGAACUUACCCUUACAGAUACAGAGCCGCAGUUCUAAUGGAUGACCAUAAAGAAACGGAAGCCAUUGAGGAGCUGUCGAAAGCCUUAGCCUUUAAACCUGACCUCCAGCUGUUACAUCUACGGGCAGCAUUCUAUGAUUCAAUGGGUGUAUCCGCAGACGCUAUCAGAGACUGUGAAGCAGCUCUGAGUCUUGAUCCGGACCACAAAGAUACCAUCGACCUCUAUAACAAAGCACGUGAACAACAACCAUAGACAAACCCAUCUGCAGUCUUAUUUAACUCUCCUACAAUACGGCGGGUGAGAGAGCUGCUUCCCUCUGAAACCUGAGAUGCACUUGUAUGCUUCACGCCAAUGGGAAAACUAAAGCUUGGUUCUCUUGUAAUCAAGAAGUUUUGAUAGAAGGGGGAACAAAGCAAAGGGGAACAAACCAAAGGAGCAGCGACUUAGAUUGUAAAUAUAAACUUUAUACUUUGUGGUUUUGUGAUUGAUUCUGGUUUGAUGAUUGGAUAAGAUUAAUAUAUAUAUAGUGCAGAGUGUUUUCCGGACAAAGGGAAAAAUGAAAAAAAAAAAUUGUUAUGUCUUGGUCUUCUUAAAGGUGUUUCACUUUGUGAUGCUUCUAUAUUUUGUCUUUCUUCU
Messenger RNA from Raphanus sativus (radish), 3536 nucleotides. RefSeq names its product ethylene-overproduction protein 1. Gene Ontology annotation, biological process: negative regulation of ethylene-activated signaling pathway. The coding region runs from base 369 to 3152 and encodes 927 amino acids. Gene Ontology annotation, molecular function: protein binding. The record is from RefSeq and is a predicted model, not a curated record. The transcript has 3 exons. Lineage: Eukaryota; Viridiplantae; Streptophyta; Magnoliopsida; Brassicales; Brassicaceae.